This is a messenger RNA of Sarcophilus harrisii (Tasmanian devil), 2234 nucleotides long. It is a transcript of the gene KAT8, whose product is annotated as lysine acetyltransferase 8. The record is from RefSeq and is a predicted model, not a curated record. The transcript has 11 exons. Gene Ontology annotation, molecular function: histone acetyltransferase activity. The coding region runs from base 861 to 2069 and encodes 402 amino acids. Gene Ontology annotation, biological process: regulation of DNA-templated transcription. NCBI's taxonomy places the organism in Eukaryota, Metazoa, Chordata, Mammalia, Dasyuromorphia, Dasyuridae.
GCUUAAACUUUAGGAGGUCGUAUAGGGAAAGUGCAAGAGAAGUGGAAAGUGUCUGACGCCAAAACCGUUCAGAGAAAGGGAGAAGUAGCCAACCAUUCGGUGUAGCUUUUAAGAUUUGCAAAAGCACUUUGAUUCUUGUCCCCAAACUACUCCAGAGUCCGAGCUAUUACCGUUAAUCCCGUUUUAUGGAUGGAGACUGAGGCGUAGCUUAAGCAGUUACCCAGGUUCAAAUAGCUGGUGUUUUAAGCUGCAUUUGAACCCAAUUCUCUCUUGACUUUAUGGAGAAAUAGAUGAAUGUUGGAGACGUUGCAAUAUGGUGAUGGGUGCCAAAACAAGUCUACCAUUUACUAUCCGGUUGGUUUUACUUGUAUCACAUUUCCUUGGGCAUUCACUUUCUUCAUCGUUGGAAGAAUGAAAACAAGUCUUAACAUAUGUUUGAAGAGGUCUUUGACUUCUUUCUCCUUCCUAUUAGUUGGCAUCAUCUCCUAUCCAUUUGCAGACACCUUAAUUCGAGACUGUCACAUCUUCCAUGGAUUAUAGUAAUAGCUUCCUCAUUUUAGAGAAGCAUUUAUUAAGUGCUUCAUAUGUACAAGGGACCACGCUUAAUGCAAGGAUGUCCCUGUUCUCAUGGAAUUCAUAUUCCAAUGGAAGAGACAGAUCUACAAGAGGUGUAGGCAUUACAUUGUACACAAUGUACACACAGUCCAGAAAGGAAAACAGUGGACGGAAGGAGGCUUACUGAAAAACCAAACAGAUUUUGUCUCUCCAAAAGGUCAUAAGGAGCCACUGGAAUUUAUAAGGCUGUCUUAACAUUGUCAGACCUGAACUUGAGGAAUAUCUGUCUCCAUAGCAAGUGAAGGAUGAACUUCCUACCUUUAGACUCAGCAGAGGUGAUUCAGUCCCGUGUGAAUGACCAAGAAGGACGAGAGGAAUUCUAUGUGCAUUAUGUGGGCUUUAAUCGUCGUCUGGAUGAAUGGGUUGACAAGAACCGACUGGCCUUGACCAAGACAGUGAAAGAAGCUGUUCAAAAGAACUCUGAGAAGUACCUAAGUGAGCUGGCAGAGCAGCCUGAGCGCAAGAUCACCCGCAACCAGAAACGCAAGCAUGAUGAAAUCAACCAUGUGCAAAAGACCUAUGCAGAAAUGGAUCCCACAACAGCAGCACUAGAAAAGGAACAUGAAGCAAUUACUAAAGUGAAGUAUGUGGAUAAGAUUCAUAUUGGAAACUAUGAGAUUGAUGCCUGGUACUUCUCCCCAUUCCCAGAAGAUUAUGGGAAACAGCCCAAACUUUGGCUUUGUGAAUACUGCCUGAAGUACAUGAAGUUUGAGAAGAGCUACCGUUUCCAUUUGGGGCAGUGUCAAUGGAGACAGCCACCUGGCAAGGAAAUUUAUCGAAAGAACAACAUCUCCGUGUAUGAAGUGGAUGGCAAAGACCACAAGAUUUAUUGCCAGAACCUGUGUCUAUUGGCCAAGCUUUUCCUGGACCACAAGACCCUGUACUUUGAUGUGGAACCAUUUGUCUUCUACAUCUUGACUGAAGUGGACAGACAGGGAGCCCACAUUGUGGGCUACUUCUCUAAGUUCUCUACCCGCCUGCUCCUGAAGGAGAAGGAGUCCCCAGAUGGGAAUAAUGUGGCCUGUAUCCUGACCCUCCCCCCAUAUCAGCGGCGAGGUUAUGGCAAGUUCCUCAUUGCCUUCAGUUACGAACUGUCGAAGUUAGAGAGUACAGUGGGUUCUCCAGAGAAGCCACUGUCAGACCUGGGGAAGCUGAGCUAUCGUAGUUAUUGGUCCUGGGUCUUGCUGGAGAUCCUGAGGGACUUCCGAGGCACACUGUCAAUCAAAGAUCUCAGCCAGAUGACCAGCAUCACUCAAAAUGACAUCAUCAGCACUCUGCAGUCACUCAAUAUGGUCAAGUACUGGAAAGGGCAGCAUGUCAUCUGUGUCACCCCCAAGCUAGUAGAAGAGCAUCUCAAGAGCGCCCAGUACAAGAAGCCCCCCAUAACAGUGGACUCAGUUUGUCUCAAGUGGGCACCACCCAAGCAUAAGCAAGUAAAGUUGUCUAAGAAGUGAGUGGUACUGAAACCAAUUCCCCUGCACCUCCCUGCAUCUCUUCCCACUGGCAGUCUAUAGACCUGUGAGAGGUGCCUCUUUUCCCUGUCUGUAAAUAUGUAUAGACUUGUAUGCCCACCUUCAAGCCCUAAAAUAUUUUUUUAAUAAAGAGACUUUAGCUCAUCA